AUGGUGGCCAUCACCGCGAACACUUCGGCUGUGGAGCUGGUAGGGAAGAUGCCGACCUCGGCAAGAGGUGAGGCACCGCUCCCGAGGAGAGGCAGAUCGGGAGCUACUAGAUACCCGAGGGAGACAAGGAUCAGGGUGGUGGAAGGCGAGAUCGUUAACUCUCCGAUUGCGGAGAGCAUCUCAGCUGGCACACCAGCCUUCAGCGGCUCCGGCGGUGGAGCUGAAGUUGGCGAGGUAUCAUCCAACGCGUCCAGUGUGAUAGCUGUGGAGACGGAGCGGGAAGAAUCCAUUGGAGGAGACUCGACCCCCUCUACUUCCAUCGAGGAGUCGGAGGAUUUAUCGUCAUCGUUCGACCAAAUCCCUAAGAAGGGAAAGAAAAGAGGGCGGAAGCCGAAGGGCUCUAAUUGCCCGGGAGCCCAUGCCCUGUCCAAACUCUCCUCAAAGCGUAUGGACUAUGAGGAUGACGAGUUGGACAGGGUGGACUUUUUUAAGAUCUCUAAGAGGGCCGGUCACGGGCUCAAGAAGCGGAAAGGCCUGGUCGGGUGCCAGCUAGAUGACAGGCUAUCAUCCCGUCAAAAGGACGCGAUUGAAGAGGUGACGGCCCUGUUCCCUCAGAUGUCACCGAAGUCAGUGAUGGCGGAGACCCUGAGGGUACUGGAGACCGCGGGCGAAGCGGAAAGGCGAACACAAACCAUGAAGGGAGACUUGCGCCGUCAGAUCAAGCUAGGCGUAAAUGUGGCCAAAAUAGCGGUCCAAAGAUUGGUCUCAGAGAUCUCGAAAGGUACGGGACCAACCAAUGAAGUUAGGGCCAAUAACCUGGCCCUGGAAAGAGAGGUCAUCAAGCUUCGUCGGGAAGUGGAUACCCUCCGGCGAGAGAGAGAAAUGAUGAGGGAACAAAUUAACGCACUACAAUGUACUGUCCAAGAUUUAAAGGAUAGGAUAGGGAACGAGUCCCCCCCCCCCCCCCCCUCGGACGAGGAGGCCCGUGACGCAGGCUCACCGAUAAGAACCAGGGAACGAACUAGGGAAGAACGUACUGUGCGGGGCAGAGACAACGAUAUAGAUGAAGCGGAGAGCCUCCCUCCGGCAUAUAGACCGCCGAUUGGCGGGGUCCGUAGAAGGCUGGAGGAUAGACCCCCCCGACCAACGAGGGUGAACGAGAUGGGGGAUAUAGUGAUGGGAGAUACAGGGCGAUCUACCCUGUAUAAACGCGGGGACGCGUACGCGGAAAGGACAAGGAACGGACCGAUGGGCAACAACGACGGAGCGGGGCUCGGAGACGACCGGGACCUGGAGAGUUCGCCGCCUCCGAUGGAUUAUCCAGCCAGUGGUGAGGCCUGGACGGAGGCGAGGACGAAACGGGCGCGUAAAAGAAUGAGAAAGAAGGAGAAGGCAAGAGCGGCCCCUGACGCGAGUGCUGAGGUGCGGGAUGGGAGAGACCCAAGACGAGUUGUUGUACCCCUGCCUUCCGUAGGGGGCAGUACUGCCGGAGUGCGCCGGGCCGGCACGGCUAAAAGCGCUACGGGAGCGAGUGCGCGCGGCGGGGCACCGAGAGGCCCCGCUUCCGCUAGUGCAGUGAUUCGCCUUCGCGUGAAGGACUCGGGAGACGCGGUACGGUGGCCUCCCCCGGCUAAGGAUAAUAGAUUUGGGGCGCCAAGAACGGCAGCGGUUUUGAUAAAGUGCGCGGAGAACAAGGACAGGCCGGGUGGUGUAACGUAUGCUGAGGUCAUGAAACUUGCCAGAAGCAAGAUCUCACUGGAUGACCUCAGCAUCACGAACACGCGGAUAAGAAAGGCGCAAGCGGGGGGUCUCCUCAUUGAGAUCCCAGGAGGGGAGGAAACCGGGGCCAAAGCGGAGGCUCUGGUGGACAAAUUGAAGGGUGUCAUCGCCGAGAACGAGUACAAAGAAGAAGUAAAUGUCGUCAGGCCGAUGCGGAGGGCGGAAAUGAGACUGGUUGACAUAGACCAGUCUGUUACCGCAGAGGAGGUGGCUGAGGCAGUGGCGAGGAACGGGUUGGCGCGGUUGGAGGACGUUAGGCGGAGGCUUCAAUGCUUCCGCUGCUUUGCCGUGGGGCACACCAGGGCUAACUGCCUGAGCCAGGUGGACCGCUCCACCUGGUGUUUUCAAUGCGGCAGCAGUGACGGACACAAAGCUGCUGGCUGCGGAAAACCCCCAAAGUGCCCAAUGUGUGCGGGGAGAGGGCUGCCUUCUGGACAUCGAGCGGGUGCGGCUGAAUGUGUGCCGUUUAACGGACGAGGGCAAGCACCCAACGGCGGUGACACGCGAGUAAACAUGGAGGAAAUAUCUACCGGGGCUGUUCGGGGAGCUCCGACGCUAGCAGAUGAGCCGGAUAGGAUGGAAGUAGUCGAUGGCUAUCUUAGUGAAGAAGAAUUCUCCAGGAACUUGUAUGAGCUGGAGAACAAAUUGCUGGGAAUAAGGGGCUACCCGGUGGUAAUCGCGGGUGACUUCAAUGCCCGCGCCCACGCGUGGGACCCUGGGCGGCCUAAUAGAAGAGGAGCCAUCCUGGUGGAUUGGAUAGAUAUAAUGGGCCAGGUACUGAAUGAUGGGGUAGAACCGACGUGCGUGCACCCGCGAGGCGUCUCAUGCGUAGAUCUCACGCUGGCGUCUCCUUCUGCGGCGAGGAGAAUCUCCUCCUGGAAAGUGGAAACGGAUCUGGAGUCCCUCUCAGACCACAAAUAUGUGUCUAUGAAGGUCGGGACCUCUCUGAUCGGGCCCACCACGGGGAGGAUGGCACUCAGAGCCUUCCCCAGAUGGGCGGUUGGGAGGGCUGACUCAGACAUGAUGGAGGCUGCUGCGGUCUUUACGGCGUGGAGCGCCACCUUUGGGAAUGCCACUUCUGUAGCUGAGAAGAUGGACCGGGCACUUCGCGACAUCUCGGAUGCGUCGAUGCCUAGGAGGGGAUUUGCGAGAAAGCCGUCAACCUAUUGGUGGAACGAAGAAAUUGCUGACCUACGUCGCAGCUGUAACGGGUGCAGGAGGAGACUCACACGAGCGCGUACGAGGAACGGAGUACUCCCUGCUGAUAUCCAAGUGUACUGGGAUGAGCUGAGGGAGGCUAGACGUAGGCUCAGGGGAGCGAUUAGCCGAUCGAAAGCUAGGUUAUGGGGGGAAUUAGUUAACGAUCUUGAAAGGGAUCCUUGGGGUAUGCCUUAUCGAUUAGUACUUAAGAAACUACAUGCGAGUGGCGCAUCGGUGGUGGAGGUGCUCCCUCCUGAGAUUGUGGGGGAGAUCGUGACGACCCUAUUCCCUGCGGAUAACACCCCGCAGGUUAUUGGGACCCUGGUCGAUUGGCGCGAUGAAAUGGCGGUCACUCCAGUCGAAGUGCUGGAGGCUGGGACCAAAAUAAAACUGGACAAGGCUCCAGGACCGGACGGGAUCACGGGACACGUGAUCAAAAAGACAAUGGAAAACCUUGCUCCGGUAUGGGCAAGGUGCUUCACGGAGUGUUUUAGGAGGGGGCACUUUCCACGACAGUGGAAGCUUGCGAAGCCCGUAUUAGUCAAAAAACCGGGUAAGCCGGAUCUCUCCCCGUCCUCGUACAGGCCCCUGUGCCUGCUGAGCGAGGCGGGGAAGCUACUCGAAAGAGUGAUCGUGAGGAGGCUCCAAACCUUCUUGGAUGACAUAGAAGGUAUAGCGAACGGGCAAUAUGGUUUUCGACGACACCGCUCUACUAUAGAUGCGGUGUGGUGCCUUAGGGAACGGGUCGGGCAGGGCAUACGGGAUGGGGGUGUCGUUGUCGCGGUGUCCUUGGACAUCGCGAACGCGUUCAACUCCCUCCCGUGGCCUGUUAUUAGGAGAGCUUUAGGGGAGAAGGGUGUUCCGGAGUAUCUCCGGAAUAUCCUGCACGAUUACCUCUCGGAUAGGGGCUUGUCCUACGUGGACCGUAGGGACAGACUGGUGCGGGAAACAAUGACGCGCGGGGUCCCACAGGGAUCGGUCCUGGGACCGACCCUGCUGCUCAAUACUGUGCUAUGCGGACGACACGCUGCUGAUCGCGAAUGCUGCGACAUUCGACGAGGCGCGUAUCAGAGCCGAAUUGGGGGCUACCUAUGUGAUAAGACUGAUAGAGCAGCUGGGACUGAAAGUUUCGGUCUCUAA
Trachymyrmex cornetzi is the source of this 4119-nucleotide messenger RNA. RefSeq lists its product as uncharacterized. The coding region runs from base 1 to 4119 and encodes 1372 amino acids. The transcript has 4 exons. Gene Ontology annotation, molecular function: zinc ion binding; nucleic acid binding; catalytic activity. The record is from RefSeq and is a predicted model, not a curated record. NCBI's taxonomy places the organism in Eukaryota, Metazoa, Arthropoda, Insecta, Hymenoptera, Formicidae.